Anguilla anguilla (European eel) is the source of this 3185-nucleotide messenger RNA. RefSeq names its product immunoglobulin superfamily member 3-like. Lineage: Eukaryota; Metazoa; Chordata; Actinopteri; Anguilliformes; Anguillidae. The record is from RefSeq and is a predicted model, not a curated record. The transcript is spliced from 12 exons. Gene Ontology annotation, biological process: response to bacterium. Bases 6 to 2186 code for a protein of 726 amino acids.
CAGUGAUGCCACCACUCUGUGCUGUUCUUGUGCUUUUCAGCAAAGUCUUUGGUUUGCUUGGGAAGAAUGUUGAUCAGCCUUACGCGCUGGUGAGAGCUCAGCUUGGAGACACUGUGACUUUCCCAUGUUUCCAUGGUCACAGUUCUGUGUCCCAAGUCAGCUGGUUUAAGCAGCCUCUUGGACAAAAGCCUUGGCUUAUAGCACUAAUAAUGAACCAUGAAUCAGAUGCUAUGUUGUUCAAUGAGUUUAAAGACAGUGAACGCUUCAGUGCUAAAGCAGCAAAGGGGAGCUUUAACCUGACUGUGUCACGAGUAGAGCCGUCUGAUUCUGCAACAUACUACUGCACUCUUACGCGCUUCAGUAAGAUCAGCUUUGGAGAUGGAGCUACUUUAAUGGUGACGGGUUCAGAGUCACUCAGCAGGACAGUAGUACUGCAGCAGCCCGAGUCUGAGUCAGUGCAUUCAGGAGACUCUGUGACUCUGCAGUGUACAGUACACACUGAGACCUGUGCAGGACAACACAGUGUGUACUGGUUCAGACAGGGCUCAGGAGAGUCCCCUCCAGGAAUCAUUUACACCCAUGGAAACAGGAGUGAUGAGUGCCAGAGGAGCUCUGGGGCUGUGUCUCCCACACAGAGCUGUGUCUACAACUUCCCCAAGAGGAACCUCAGCUCCUCUGAUGCUGGGACUUACUACUGUGCUGUGGCCACCUGUGGGGAGAUCCUGUUUGGGAACGGGACCAAGCUGGACAUUGACCGGAAUGAAGCUUUGCCUCUUUAUUGCAUGGCGGGAGCUUUGGCAUUGAGUGUGAUCCUAAAUAUUGUCCUCGCUCUGAAAAGGAGAAAGAGCUGUGAGAAUUACAAAGGAGCGGCAUCAAACAACCAAGUGCCGGGAGAAGACUUGUCGAGCGGACAGUGUCGAGAUGAAGCAAUGAAUUACGCUGCUUUGACUUUCACCACCAAGAAACCCAAAGUGAGGAGGAACAAGAGGGAAGUGGAGAAAGUAACGGUUUACUCAGAUAUGAGAUGUAGAGAUCGUGAUUAUCAUCUCAAGUCCUCCUCUUAUCUGUACAGUUUGAGUUUUACAGCGCAGAGGACAAACAGGGUCUCAGGCAGAGCAGAGUCUCCAGAAGACGAGAGUUCAGAUACAGUGAUGCCACCACUCUGUACCUUUCUUGUACUUUUCAGCAAAGUCUAUGGUCUGCUUGGGAAUAUAUUACAGCCUGACGCGCUGGUGAGUGCUAGGAUCGGAGACACUGUGACUCUCCCAUGCUUCUACACUGCACAAGAUCGGCUUGAUAUCAACUGGUUUAAGCAGCCUCUUGGACAAAAGCCUCGGCUUAUAGCAGUACAAAUAAACUAUCAAAUACAUGCUGUAUUUUUCUAUGAGUUUAAAAACAGCACACGCCUCAGUGCUAAAGCAGCAAAGGGGAGCUUUAACCUGACUAUGUCAGGAGUAGAGACGUCUGAUUCAGCCACAUACUACUGCAGUAUUACGCUUUUCAAAGAGAUCAGCUUUGGAAAUGGAACUACUUUAAUGGUGACGGGUUCAGAGUCACAUGACAGGACAGUAGUACUGCAGCAGCCUGAGUCUGAGUCAGUGCAGCCAGGAGACUCUGUGACUCUGCAGUGUACAGUACACACUGAGACCUGUGCAGGAGAACACGGUGUGUACUGGUUCAGACAGGGCUCAGGAGAGUCCCCUCCAGGAAUCAUUUACACCCAUGGAACCAGGAGUGAUGAGUGCCAGAGGAGCUCUGGGGCUGUGUCUCCCACACAGAGCUGUGUCUACAACUUCCCCAAGAGGAACCUCAGCCCCUCUGAUGCUGGGACUUACUACUGUGCUGUGGCCACCUGUGGGGAGAUCCUGUUUGGGAACGGGACCAAGCUGAAUGUUGAGGGGAAUGAACAUCUUCCUCUUUAUUGCUUGGCGGGAGCUUUGACGUUGAGUGUGAUCCUAAAUAUUGUCCUCAUUCUGAAAAUGAGAAAAAGCUGUGAGAAAUGCAAAGGAGCUGCAUCAAACAACCAAGUGAGCGGAGAAGACUUGGCCAGCAAACAGAGUCAAGAGGAAGCAAUGAAUUACGCUGCUUUGACUUUCACCACCAAGAAACCCAAAGUGAGGAGGAACAAGAGGGAAGUGGAGAAAGAAACGGUUUACUCAGAUAUGAGAUUUAGAGACCGCGAGUGAAGCUUUCCAUAAAAAUUCAUCUUCAUCACAAGAAUGAUCAAAAUAUUCCCUUGCUAGAAUUGGUGAACAUCAUACUAUGUGGCUGUAAAUUUUUUUACACGUACAGCAUUUGCCUGCAGCUGUGCUUGUUUUUUGAUUCCUCUGUUUUUCAAAUACACAAAGUAAAAAUUGUGCACUCUCUGGCAGUAUCUGAUAAAUAGUCCUCAGUGUUGUUGAAUGGGUUUGGGGCAGUAGUGUAGUGUACUGCUUAGGGAACAGGACCCAAUUCUCAGGUGACACACUGCCCUUUGGCCUGUAUUAUUGAGCAAGGAUGUUAUUCUGAAUGACUUCAGGCUAUAACUGUAUAAAAUGAAACUGUGUGCACAUGUAAAAUUGCACGAGUGCCUGCUAAAUGCCAGUAAUGUGAUGUCACACAGAGAUGGGAGAGUGAAAUAUUAGGACUACAAAACAAGGUCAGACUGUUAAUGUGUCAGCAGUGAUUCACUGAUUAGACGGAAUCAAAAUGUUUUGCCGUGUACAGUUUUUGUGAUUCAGAGCUAGUCAGUGAUAAGAAUAAAUAGUAGAUCCAUUCGUUUUGGGGUUAAUAGACAUAGUUUCAGCUGGGGAACGUGUGGUUAUUUCCCCAACUGUUUAUGAAAGGUCAGAUGCUGUCCCAACCACUUUUCAUACAAUAAAAUAUUCAUCACACACAGUGGCGUACGACAGUUUGGCCACCGCUGGUCAAAUUGCAUGCCUCUCUAAAACUUCUCUCUAAAUGUAUCUCUGGUGAUUGUGGGCAAAGAGCUUUUAUUUUUUCUGUCCAAAGCACUUUGUGCCAAAAAAGCCUCGCAUGUAACUGUUGUGUCCGCAGGUCCGUUGCAGUGGUAUGUAAGUUUUGCUUUGCAUACCCAAACAGUCUACAGGCAGUGCUAUUGGAGUCAUUAGACGAACACUGGCUGCCAAAUAAAUUCAUAUAUCAGACAAUCAGCAUCAAUAAAUUGGAUACAUUUCUGAUAAAAA